AUGGAGCCGUACUCGUUCCCCGUCAACCCGUCGUACACGACGUCGCCCUCUCCCGGGCGUCCAUACACGCCUCCGGACAACGCCGGCAUUUACCCCGCGGCCCUCUCCGGCCCGAGCGCCGGUGAGCUCUCUUCGGACAGCAUGUCCCAUCGCCGCCGGGGCAGCGGCACCGCCUCGCCCGCGUCCUCCGCGCACGGCGGCUCGAACCUUUCGGCAGUCCCGCGCUCCCAUCGUUUCAACCCGCUCGGUCCGUCCGGUAUCCCCAGCAGGGCCGUCCGUGAACGCAAGAAGCGUACCAAGACCGAGGACUUUGGCAGCGACGACGAGGAUGACGUCGAGUUCACCCCUUCCAGCCUUCCCGCUGGUUCCGAUAUGCGUCGCGAGGAAAUCCGUCGCCAACGUAUCGAGUCGGAACAGCGCCGGAGGGAUGAACUCCGCGACGGCUACCGCAGGCUCAAGGACGCGCUCCCCGUGUCCAACCAGAAGUCCAGCAAGGUUUGCCUGCUCGACCGCGCGACGACCCACAUCAAGUACUUGGAGAUGACGAACCAGCAACUGCAGACCCGUGUUCAACAGGCCGAGGCCGAGGUACAGCGGCUGCGCCAGUUCAACGAGGCGCUCAUGCUCGGCACCGCUGAGCAGCGCCACGCAGCAGCUGCCGCUGCCGCCGCCGCGUCCACCACCAACGUAUACUAA
This is a messenger RNA of Punctularia strigosozonata HHB-11173 SS5, 696 nucleotides long. RefSeq lists its product as uncharacterized. The record is from RefSeq and is a predicted model, not a curated record. The coding region runs from base 1 to 696 and encodes 231 amino acids. NCBI's taxonomy places the organism in Eukaryota, Fungi, Basidiomycota, Agaricomycetes, Corticiales, Punctulariaceae. Gene Ontology annotation, biological process: positive regulation of transcription by RNA polymerase II. Gene Ontology annotation, cellular component: RNA polymerase II transcription regulator complex. Gene Ontology annotation, molecular function: protein dimerization activity; DNA-binding transcription factor activity. The transcript has 4 exons.